Molecule: messenger RNA, 3553 nt
Organism: Sinocyclocheilus grahami
Lineage: Eukaryota; Metazoa; Chordata; Actinopteri; Cypriniformes; Cyprinidae
Product: myb-like protein X
Exons: 1
Coding region: 21-3203 (1060 amino acids)
Source: RefSeq, a predicted model, not a curated record
UCACUUUUACAGAAACCGCAAUGGCUGAAAUCACUUCGCCACAACCAUCAAAUACACGGGAUGACAUUUUGGAUGAAAGUGAAGCCAACACACAGGAAGUUGUGUGUGAGGAAAGGGUGCAUGAUAAUGUUGAGAGGUGUCAGCCUGCAGAAGAGACAAAUGGACAGGAACCUCAUUUCCACACAGAAGAAGUAGUACAAGAAAUCAUUGAGACUCGGGAGGGAGCAGAAAGUUUAGACAGGGCGAAAGAACAAAGUGAGAGUACAAAUGAGGCUGAACAACAAGAUAAAAGAGAGGAAGUAAAAACUGAAACUGAGGAGGCAGAGGAGAAAGUUAUGGAUGGAGAUGAUACAAAUGCAGAGGUUAAUACAGAGUCUAAAAAAGACAAAGAAUCAUUAGUACAAGAACCAGAGAGACAUGCUGAAAUGUUGGACACUGGAAAUACAGACACUGAGGUCUCAGAGAUGGAUGGAGAGGGUCAGGCAUCUCAGACAGAGAAUGGUACAGAAACAGGUGCAGGUGACACUGAGAGGCAGCGAGAUGCUGAUGACGUAGAUCAGAACAUAGAGAGGAGGAGCAAUGGACAGACAGACAGAGAUGAAAGAGAAGACCUAGCAGAUGAGGCUGAGGUUGAUAGGUCAACUGGGGAAAUGGUACAGGAGACAGAUGACAAGGUUGAUGAUGGUAAGGUGGAAGAUGGAGAAAAAUCUAGUGAAGAUAAGGCAGAGGAAGAAGCUGCAGAAAAGCUAGAGGUUCAGGAUAGAAGUGAAAGUCUGGGAAAAGAGGAGACAGAGAAACCUGGGGAUGAAGAGACCCAAGAUGGUGAGAAAGAAAAUGAGUUAGAGGGUGGCGAAAAUUUAAAUGCAGAAGAGAAAGAAAAUGAGAACAGUACAGAAAAAUUUGAAUAUGGUGUGAAUGAUGAACAUAAAGAAGGUGAAGCUGAAGAACUGUCUAGUGAGACUGGGAAUAGACAAAAUGAGUCAGAGGCUGUUCAAUAUGUGAGGACACAAGGUAAUAAUAAAGAGGAUGAUGAACAGAGCGAAACAGAAGAUGAACAGGUUAGAAACAAACUUAGUGUUGAGGCAGAGGAAGAAGGGCAAGAGAAGCCAAACAGUGAGGAUGAUAAUGGAGGAGAAACCGAAAAAGUGAAAGACAAAACAAUGGAAGAUGGGGCUCAGAAAGCGGAAGAAGAAGCAGAGAUGGAGGACCAGAAGAUAGAUGAGAUGGCAGAGGGAGCAGAUAGAAAUUGUGUAGAGAAUGAGCUAGAAACGGGUGAAAAGUUGGUAGAAGAGCCAAAGAAAGAGGUGACAGAUAUGAACAAAAUUAGUGAGAAUACUUUAGAGGCAGGGGAUGGAAAAGAAGAGGCCGUUUCUGAUGAAAAUACAGCCCAAAAACUAGAGGUCAACUUUGAGGACCAAAAUGAGGAAUCCGUUUCACAGGAAGAACAAAAUGAAGUAGGUUCGAGGGGGGCACUCGAUGAUGACACAGAGGCCAGUACCAAGGAAGAAGUGGAUGAACCUGCUGGGGUGAAUAAUGACCUGCUAGAUGCUGAAAAUGGAGAGAGACAAGACGUCAGUCUUGAAGAGGCUGAGAAGGUAGAAGAAUAUCUCCAAGAGGAAACGCAAGGUAAAUCAGAGGGUGAGACAACUGGUGAUAGGGCUCAAGAAGUUAUAGAUGAUAAUGAAAAGCCAGAAACUGAUAUAGAUGCGAAAGAAGAAAAAAAACAUGAUGACAACGAGCAAGAGAUUGAAAACAAGUCAGAUGCUGAACUUGUUCCCUCAGAAAGAGAGUCUCAGUUGGGUGAUGAACAUGAGGACCAGGCCAGUGACAAUCAAAAAGCAGACAAAGAAGAGGCUAAUAAAGAAUCAGAAACAUCUGCAACAACGUUCAUAGAAAACGUAACCGCUCAGAGAACACAGGAGACAAUCAAUAAGGAUACAGAAAAUGACAUUGUCUCGGCAGAUGCCAAAGCACAAGAACCAAAUGAGUCAGAACUGAAAGGUACUGACAAUGAACUGAGAAGUAGAGAUGCUCCUGAAGUAAUGGAUGGUGAUCCAGUGGAACCUUUGGAGAGGAAAGUGAAUUCUGUAAAUAAUGAUGGUGGCUCAUCUGUUUCCCAUUCACUGAAAUCACAGCCUGUGGAGAAAGUCAAAGAUCUAGUUCUGAGCAUCGAUUCAGAAGAUCUGGCCAUUCAUUCAGAAGCUUUAACUAAAGCAGCUGGGGUGGAUCUAGUAAGUAACUGGAUUAACAUACACCAAGAAUCAAGGUAUUUUCAGACAUGUAUCGAGCCUCUUGAUGAAGAGGGUCUUAUCUCGGAAGAAACCGAGGAGAGGCUAAAUGGUGAAGUAAAUGCUACAGACGCACCAACAAGUACUGAUAUCGAGGGCCUUGAUGAAACACUCAAGAGUGGAGAUGAAAUUGCAGAUGAAACUCCUGCAAGGAAAAAUCUCAAUGAGAACACAGAGUCUGUAGUUGAAAGCUUGAAAACAGAGACCAAAGCUGAAGCCAUAGAAGCAGAUGCUCACAGUAAUCACUCCAAAGACAGCAUACAUACCUCAACCAAAGAUGAAAGAGUCCAGGAGGCUGGAGAUGCUAAAGGUUCUUUGGUCUCUACUUGGUCAAGACAGAGUAAUGAAGAACAGACCAAUCAAAAAGACAUUGCUGGACAGGAAACUUCAAUAUCAGAUGAUGUCAUAAACCUAGGGACAACAGCAACAUCUGAAGACAUUCAAGAGCGAGCACCAUCUGAAUCUGAACAUCAGGAUGUACCGACGAAUGUCGACCUAAAUGGAAAAGAGUCAGAAAGAAGUAAUCAACAAAAUAUGACUGAUGAAACCACGCAUUUAUCCCAAACAGAGGAAGCAAGUAACAAAGAGACCCUGGAGAGUUCAGAACACAAUUUGCAACCUGAACAUGUAUCUCAGACAGAGUGUAUCGAGCCUCAGAGUCCAACAAUCACAGUAAUUACAGACCUCAAAAUCAUUAAUAAAUCGGAAAACGGAAGCCAAGAUGACACUGCAAGUGUAGACUUCCAUUCCAGACAGUCGGAUGGAAACAGGAGAACGAAAGUAAUCGAUGGUCAUUUAAAACAGACUCUCAGCAGCAGAGACACUUUAAGCACUUUCUCGUUGGACGAAGCAAGGUUUUUUGGGCCCGCAGGAUAUCCAAGAUUAACAACUGCUCACACGGAGAACAGUUAUUAGAACAAUAGUAAAUCCUUCAGCUAACCCAGGGGUGUCCAAUCCUUCUCCUGUUCCGCCGAGUUUAGGUCCAACCCCAAUUACACAUAUCUGAACCAGUUAAUCAGGGUCUUCAGGAUUACUAGAACUUCCAGACAGGUGUGUCGGGGCAAGUUUGAACUGAACUCUGCAAGACAUUGGCCUUCCAGGAGCAGGAUUGGACCCAUAUUAAUGGGUUUACAAUAGUGGCACUUCCUUUUCCUUAUCAGAGACCCAUAGUGAGUCCUGUGUGCUUGGUAGAGAAGCUAUCAACAGCCCACUGAAAAUAGACACCGUAGGACUCGCACAGCACAAAUAAUUUAAUUAUUCAUGAU